CAGCGGUUGGUUGCAUCGAGUGCCGACGGCAAUGGCGGCGAUGCGUGUUCACGGAUAGAGGGCAACUGUGGCGGUGCGGCGGCAAACGGCGGAGAGGCAUCGCCCUAGAUAACGGUAGAAUCGCGCAGUGCUGUCGCGUUGUCUUCUCGCGUGAGUGUGAAAAUCUAGGAGGCGGGGAGGCGUACAGGAAGGGUAGGCGGCGGCACGAGAGAAAGAGAGAAAAAGAGUAAAAGAGAGAGAGGCGCGUCCGUCUGCGAUCCGUGUAAUCAGCAUCGUCGUCGCCUUCUUCAAGGUUCUCGUUGUCCUCGUGAAUCGCGGAACGAGUCGUGUGUGUCUCUGCGGAUUGAUCGGUACGCACAGUGCCGAUAUAUCAGGCGUGCCGUGUGUGCGAAAAUCUCUCGAGACUCGAGAGAACUGAAGAGAACCCGGUACAUAAGCCGCAUUCGUCAUAACGUGCGACGCGAAUUCCGACCUUUCGUUAGCCAAUGCGGAAUCAGCCAGGCUAGUUGGUUGGCCAGCGGCAAGAACCGUUCAACAGUUAGAACGGAUAACGCACAUCAGUUUCGUCCUCGUUAUCCUUUGGAUCUCCUCAAUGGACUCGUGACAGUGUGUGGAGACGGAACAGCCGAGCUGAAUACAAAAAAAAAGAAAGAAAAAUAGAAGAACGCGGGUGGGCCAGGUAGGCUGUAUAAUAAUCACCGAGGUCUCGUCAGUCGUGGCGACGAGGAAGAGACAGACGAGUGGCGCGCGUGAGACGGGGACAACGAGGGACGCGAGAGGAGGAAAGCGAGAAUAUACAGGCUUGCCUCUGCGUUGCGUGUGUACGUGUAUGCGCGCUUGAGAGCCGCCGAACCGACUUGCGCGAGCGACAAAGACGGACAGUAGGAAAAAGAAAGAGAGAGACAGAGCGGGAACGAGAGAACGGCGGAGAGAAUUAUCGAGUGAAUCCCGGGAGAUACUGUGUUCUCUGCGAGGAGCGAAGAGCGUGGGGCAUUCAGGAGGCACGAGAGAUCUGUCGAUUUUACAGAAGGGAAAUAUCUCAAAAUUUGCACGUCACGACCGAUAUUUUUUCCGCUAACGGGUCCGUCUCACUGAGAGCAAAUCAAGGCAAAACGUGGCGGAUUCGGUGACCCCUCGACUGUGAUCAGGCCCAUAGGCAGUAGGUAGGGCAAGGAGAUGCGCGAAUAUAAAAUAGUGGUGCUGGGCAGUGGAGGUGUAGGCAAGUCCGCCCUCACUGUCCAGUUUGUCCAGGAAAUCUUCGUAGAGAAGUAUGACCCGACGAUUGAGGAUAGUUACCGCAAGCAAGUCGAGGUCGACGGUCAACAAUGUAUGUUAGAAAUUCUAGACACAGCCGGCACGGAACAAUUCACAGCCAUGAGGGACCUUUAUAUGAAAAAUGGGCAGGGCUUCGUGUUAGUGUAUUCGAUAACAGCACAAUCAACCUUCAACGACCUGCAAGACCUCAGAGAACAGAUCUUGCGAGUAAAGGACACAGAUGAUGUGCCGAUGGUGCUAGUAGGUAACAAGUGUGACCUGGAGGAUGAGAGGGUAGUAGGAAAGGAUCAGGGUGUCAACCUUGCCCGGCAAUUCAAUUGCGUGUUUAUGGAGACCUCUGCCAAAGCUAAAAUUAAUGUUCGCGAUAUUUUCUACGACCUGGUGCGACAAAUAAACAAGAAAUCGCCAGAGAAGAAGAUGAAGCAAAAGAAGAAAUCGCUGUGCCUACUUCUGUAAGGUAUAUGUGGCGGAGCCCAUAUUCUCCUACAUGAAAAUCCGAGGAUACCAGUGGAUUAAAAAAAAAGGACCGGAGCGGUUAUAAAACAAGGAAGAUACUAAUGACAAAAGAGGAGGAGGGGGCUGACGGAAUAUUAGGCGACAGUAGAACGGGAGUCUACGGUACUGAAAUCCGAAUGGUUGUAAGAUGAUGGUAGAGAGACGGGAGAAUAAGGGCAUAUAAAGGGCACAAGGUAACGCAGCGGAGCGAAGAACGAAGAGAUACGUGCAAAGGAACGCAGCGAUAAACGGAAGGAAAUAUUGUAUAUAACAUUGGUUCCGGGAUGGCUCGUGUGCACGCGCAAGCAACGGCGCACAAAGUAGGAUACGAGACCCCGCAAACAUCGGUUAUCACUGUAGGAAUUUUGCAUGAAUAAAUGAAGGGGAAAAUGAUUAAUUAAUAGUAUAUAUUUAGGAGAAAGGAAGAGAUAAGAAAAAAAGAAACGUUUGUGUGGAUGUGCGCGUGCGCAGACCACCAGCCCCCAUGCAUCGCGCUCUCGCCGCGCACCUCUCUCUCUCUUAUAUAAUAUAAUAAUUAUACAUAGAUGGUACUUGAACAUUAUUGCUAUUAUUAUUAAUAUUAAUUAUUAUUAUCGGAUCAUCAAAAUAUUCAUAAGUUAUCGAACUGUUUGUUUCUCAAACAAAGUAUGUUUUUCUAUAUCUCUCCGUAUUAAGGCAAAUAAAAAAAUCAAUGAAUGUUAAAAAAAAA
Molecule: messenger RNA, 2479 nt
Organism: Atta colombica
Lineage: Eukaryota; Metazoa; Arthropoda; Insecta; Hymenoptera; Formicidae
Gene: Rap1
Product: ras-like protein 3
Exons: 5
Coding region: 1177-1731 (184 amino acids)
Biological process (GO): Rap protein signal transduction; negative regulation of synaptic vesicle exocytosis; cellular response to cAMP
Cellular component (GO): plasma membrane
Molecular function (GO): GTP binding; GDP binding; GTPase activity
Source: RefSeq, a predicted model, not a curated record